AUUUUUUACGAGAUGUUUGACAAGCUAUUAGCUUCUUAGUGCUAUUUUAAACGUUCUAUAAUAUCCACAAGAUCCGGAAACCUACUUAAAAGUGUCUUGUUGGAGUGUGCUUGGAAUAAUAUAUCGUCGUGUUUGUCGAGUGCCAACUGUUGUUGUGAUCGGGGUGGUUGUAAUUUGUUUCUUAGGUUGUCAUGUGGCAGUGAAGCCUGACGGAGGCUGUUAAAAUGUUCAGAAGUAAGAUAAGGAUACACACAUGCCGCAUAAUCUUACUCACGUCACUGGUGUGGCUGUUGGUGGAUGUCGCGCUCUUGGCGAUGUACUCCGACUGCUUCGGCGACGGGUGCAACAAAAAAUCCAGCGAAAUCAUCGUCAAGACACAUGAAGAGUACAGAGGUAAAAAAGCGGCAAUAGCAGCUGCACUGCAGCGUGAAAUAGAUGACGACGACACGAAUUUAGAGGAAAACGAACUCGAGCAAGAUGUCGGGGAAGACGGGCUGUUGUUGCCACCUUAUCCCAAGUCCCGGCUCAAUAGGUGGCAGCCUGUGCCGCCAAUUCAACCGCAAGGAUCGUCCCCUGGAGAGAUGGGCAAAGCUGUAAACAUUCCAAUAGAGCAAGAAAAACUUAUGUUAGAUAAGUUCCAAGAAAACCAGUUCAAUUUGUUGGCGAGUGACAUGAUCUCGCUCAACCGAUCCCUGACUGAUGUAAGAUUUGAAAAGUGUAAAGACAAACAUUAUCCAGAGUUGCUGCCGAGUACGAGUGUUGUGAUCGUGUUCCACAACGAAGCGUGGACGACGCUGAUCCGAACCAUUUGGAGCACAAUUAACCGGUCGCCCCGACCCUUGCUGAAGGAAAUCAUCCUUGUGGACGACGCUAGUGAAAAAGAACACCUGGGCAAGAAGUUGGAGGACUACAUAAAGACACUGCCGGUGCCGACCCGGUUAUUCCGUACGGAGAACCGGUCCGGGCUUAUCCGGGCGCGACUACUGGGCGCUAAACACGUCAAAGGAGAUGUCAUCACGUUCCUCGAUGCGCAUUGUGAAUGUACAGAGGGCUGGCUCGAACCGCUCCUUGCCCGUAUCGUGGAGGACAGAAGCACGGUCGUGUGUCCGAUCAUCGACGUCAUAUCGGAUACCACCUUCGAGUACAUUCAGGCUUCGGACAUGACAUGGGGCGGGUUCAACUGGAAAUUGAACUUUAGAUGGUACCGUGUGCCAGAAAGAGAGAUGGGCCGUCGCGGUGGAGAUCGCACGGCGCCGCUACGGACACCCACAAUGGCCGGCGGACUGUUCGCCAUAGAUCGGGACUACUUCUACAAGAUCGGAUCUUACGACGAGGGCAUGGAUAUUUGGGGCGGCGAGAACCUCGAGAUGAGCUUCCGGGUGUGGCAGUGCGGCGGGCGGCUGGAGAUCGUCCCGUGCUCGCACGUGGGCCACGUGUUCCGGGACAAGUCCCCGUAUUCCUUCCCCGGCGGCGUACAAAACGUCGUGUUGCAUAAUGCCGCCCGCGUCGCCGAAGUCUGGAUGGACGAGUGGGGGCAGUUCUAUUAUGCCAUGAAUCCAGGCGCCCUAAACGUGCCGGUUGGCGAUGUGAGCGAGCGGCGAGCAUUACGCGAGCGACUCAAGUGCAAGAGCUUCCGAUGGUACCUGGAGAACAUCUACCCGGAGAGCCAGAUGCCAUUGGAUUACUAUUAUUUGGGAGAGAUACGUAAUGCGGAUACAUCCAACUGUUUGGACACCCUCGGCGGCAAAGCAGGCCAGCCCUUGGGUAUGGGAUACUGCCACGGAAUGGGAGGCAACCAGGUGUUUGCGUACACGAAACGCAAGCAGAUCAUGUCGGACGACAACUGUUUGGACGCGGCGCACCCGCGCGGGCCCAUCAAGCUCAUCCGCUGCCACGGCAUGCGCGGCAACCAGGAGUGGACCUACGACUCCAAGACUCGUGUGAUAAAACACACGAACACCGGCAUGUGCCUGGACAAGCCGGAGGCCGCUGAUGUGUGGAAGCCGGUGCUGCGGCCCUGCGACCGCUCGCGCGGCCAGCAGUGGCUCAUGCAGGUCGACUUCAAGUGGCAGGCGCGCCACGCCAGCUAGUGGCGGCCGCACCGCAAGGAUUGACAACGAUAGACCAUGCCAGUCUUCCUCCCCUCACGUUAGAUAUCAGAUUUAUUCCUAUCCUAUGUAUAUCUUAAAUUUUUUAUAUCUAUUAGACUAAAUGUAUGACACAUGUGGUCCUGUGAAUUGUUGACAAUACAUAAAAUAUUAUGCUCUAAGUUGUAUUCCCUAUAAACGUUGCUCAAACUUAGUAUUGCGUUGAGUAGAGUGAGUUUAUUGCUAUUGUAUUUUAGGCGCGUGAAAGUAGGCGAGAUUUUUAUAAUUUGUUGAUAGAUUCAGUCAGCGGCAUAUCAGUUUUGAUAUAGAGAUUGUUUUGU
Molecule: messenger RNA, 2428 nt
Organism: Ostrinia nubilalis (European corn borer)
Lineage: Eukaryota; Metazoa; Arthropoda; Insecta; Lepidoptera; Crambidae
Gene: Pgant5
Product: polypeptide N-acetylgalactosaminyltransferase 5
Exons: 14
Coding region: 225-2090 (621 amino acids)
Biological process (GO): protein O-linked glycosylation
Cellular component (GO): Golgi apparatus
Molecular function (GO): polypeptide N-acetylgalactosaminyltransferase activity
Source: RefSeq, a predicted model, not a curated record